This is a messenger RNA of Brachypodium distachyon (stiff brome), 2499 nucleotides long. Its product is annotated as protein CHUP1, chloroplastic. Gene Ontology annotation, biological process: chloroplast organization. The record is from RefSeq and is a predicted model, not a curated record. The coding region runs from base 870 to 2228 and encodes 452 amino acids. The transcript is spliced from 10 exons. NCBI's taxonomy places the organism in Eukaryota, Viridiplantae, Streptophyta, Magnoliopsida, Poales, Poaceae. Gene Ontology annotation, cellular component: chloroplast outer membrane.
GCAUGUCAGAGAGUGAGACUGAGAGUGCUCUGCUUUCUCUCUCAGCUUUUGCCUUUCUCCUUUCCCCAUCCCAUCUUUCCCCUUCACCCGACCCCCCAAAUUCUUUUCCUUGGAGCUCGGUAAGCAGCCCGCCGGCGACAAUGGAGGUCCGCUUCCUCCUCCUCCUGCUGCUGCCCGCUUGCUCCCUCCUCUUCCUUCACCUCCACUCAGCCUCAGCUGUACAUGCGAAAUCUUGGAAGGGCGGUUGGGGAAACUAUCUUUGAUUGCAGGCUUAUUGGAAUUAAUUCUAUCAAGCGAGUGUAGGUGGUCAGUCUCCAGCUCUGAUGUCAUGUCUAACAACAGCUUCAAACUCAGAGAAGUAGGGGCUUUACUGGUGGAAGUAUCUGUGUGCUUACACAUAGGACCGAUCUGCACUUUGGGUGGCUUUGGUUGGGUUGGUUGUUCAGUGAUGUGAAUGGGGAGGAAUGUUGAGACAUUCCACCAACAGCUAGCUAGCCGGGCUUUUUUUAUAAAUAUAUAUAAUUGCUGCAUUGAAUUGUUGGUCCUCAGUUUGAUCAGAGUGUCACACCUACUUUCCCACUAUCCAGCAGCAUGAUCUUGGCAUCUAUAAGUUGCAGCACUUCUCCACUGUCCUGCUAACGGAGUAUUUCCUUUGGGUCUGCUUGACUCUUGCAUCCUGCAAAGCAAGUCAACAAAUAAGAGCUCAGCUGUGCUGUACUGAUUCCAGAGUCCACAUGCUGCAUGCUUGCUGUUGCCAACCACCCAGGCAGCACCUUCCUUUCUGACACUUAGUAUUCAGCUCAGAUGCAACAAAGCAAUCAAGACUAGACCACUGGUUAGUUAGGCUGCUCCUUGGAUUCACACAGACAAUGAAGCAGCAGGUGUUGAGCAGCGGCCAUGGCGGCGGCAGGGUCUCCUCGCCAGCUUUGGUGGCCGCCGUGCGAACCAGGGCUCCAAGAGCAGCAGCCAUCAAGGAAGGUUCUUCUCCUCCAGCUCCGGCGCCUGCCACUCCUCCUCGAGCAAGGAGGCUCGUGAGGGUGAGCAACAACAGGGAGGAGAGGGUGGUGAAUGGUGCAGCUGCAAAGCCAAGAAGGCACAAGGAGGAUGCCGAGGAGGAGAUGCGCCGCCUGCGUGGGGAGGUGGAGGCCCUGAGGAAGGAGGUGGAGAGGCUGCAGCAGCUCAACAGCGAGCUGGAGUGCCACAAAAGCGGCCUCACACACCAGCUCUCUCUUGCCUGUUGCACCAUCACCAGACUCCAGGAGCAGCAUGACAUCCAUACCGUCGUGUCUCAGCGAAGCAACCAGAAGGACAGUGCCAUGAGCAAACCACAGGCUCCGCCGAAGCCCCCCUCGCCACCACCGCCGCCGCCGCUGCCACCUGGUAAAAUUUCCGGAAGAGCUCCAGCACCACCGCCUCCACCGCCACAACGUGGUACAAUAAGCACGGUGAACAAUGCAACCGCAUUGGUUGAGAUGUACAACUCCCUGAACAAGCGUGACACCAAGAAAGCUGCCUCUGUCAGCACUGCUCAUCACAACAGCAUCGUUGGAGAGCUACAGAACCGCUCCACGCACUUAUUGGCGAUCAAAACGGACGUCGAAACAAAAGGAGAGUUCAUCAAUGGUCUCAUCAACAAAGUCCACACUACUACUUAUACCGAUGUGGAGCAAGUGCUGACCUUUGUUGAUUGGCUUGAUCAACAACUUUCAACUCUGUCUGAUGAGACAGGCGUCUUGAAACACUUUAGCUGGCCAGAGAGGAAAGCCGACACACUCCGGGAAGCUGCGUUUGAAUACCGGGAUCUCAAGUGUGUCGUAACAGAGAUCUCUUCAUUGAACACCGAUGAUGGCAGCCCUACUUCGUGUGAGGCUACUCUGAGGAAGAUAUCAAGCUUGCUAGACAAGUUGGAGAAGAGCAUGAAGAGACUGGUGAACCUGAGGAACUCGGCGAUGCCGUGCUAUAAAGGAUUUCAAAUCCCGACUGAAUGGAUGCUUGAUUCAGGGAUUGCUUCAAAGAUGAGGGUGGCAUCGGUGAAGCUUGCAAAGGUGUACAUGAAGAGAGCCCUCAAGGAAAUAAUGGCGGAUACAGGAGGAGGGAACGAGGCUGGUCUUGUUGCUCAGAGCGUGCGGUUCACAUAUAGGGUUCAUCAGUUUGCGGGAGGGCUCGACAGCGAAGCGAUGCGCGCCUUUGAAGAGCUGACGCAGCGGUCUCGGUUGACCGCUGCUUAGCUAGAUGGAAUGAAAUGAAGUGAAAUGGUUGCCGGAGAAUGAGAUGAAAUGAAAUGGUAGCUUAUCAGAGUACAAAUUAGUGUCAGUGAUUAUUAUUUUUGGAUAUGUACAUUUAAUGUAGUUUUUAUUUCAGUUAAUAAAUAAAUGUAAUUGGUGCCCUGCCAAUCAUGGUGACUAGGAUGAAGAGGCACAUAUUAAUUAUUCCAUUUGUAUCUUAACUCUACGGAGUAUACUCGAAAAAGCUAGGAAAAGUCCAUUGCAUUUCACUUCA